AUGGCUCCUGUCCGCAAGCCUCGUUGCAACUUCAAGGAGUGCAAGGAAGCCGCUCAACGCAUCGUCGGAGACUGCAGCUUCUGCAGCGGCCACUUCUGCUCAAAGCACCGCAUGCUUGAAGCACACUCGUGCACGGGGCUGGAGAACUGCAAGAAAGAGUCCCAUGCUCGCAACGCCGAUAAGCUCAACAGCGAGCGCACCACCGUCAUCAAGGGUGUAUGA
Penicilliopsis zonata CBS 506.65 is the source of this 222-nucleotide messenger RNA. RefSeq lists its product as hypothetical. Gene Ontology annotation, molecular function: zinc ion binding. The record is from RefSeq and is a predicted model, not a curated record. Bases 1 to 222 code for a protein of 73 amino acids. The transcript has a single exon. NCBI's taxonomy places the organism in Eukaryota, Fungi, Ascomycota, Eurotiomycetes, Eurotiales, Aspergillaceae.